Zophobas morio is the source of this 632-nucleotide messenger RNA. It is a transcript of the gene IT, whose product is annotated as oxytocin-neurophysin 1-like. Gene Ontology annotation, cellular component: secretory granule; extracellular region. The record is from RefSeq and is a predicted model, not a curated record. The coding region runs from base 84 to 632 and encodes 182 amino acids. The transcript has 3 exons. NCBI's taxonomy places the organism in Eukaryota, Metazoa, Arthropoda, Insecta, Coleoptera, Tenebrionidae. Gene Ontology annotation, molecular function: neurohypophyseal hormone activity.
AGACGAAUAAUUACCAUAAUAAAACCACAAUCUUUUGAGUGCUCCUUAAAAUUCGUGCGGUAUUUCUAACAAAAGCUACACAUAUGUACGUGAAGAGCAAUAUUCAAAUGCAACUCAAAAGUAUAAAAGCACAGACUCUUCUCACUAAAAUCAGUUCAACCAAAACCACCACAAUGUCUAAACUUGCAACUUUAAUAAUUUUAUUGGCUUUAAGUGAGUCCAUCGUUUCCGGUUGCCUAAUUACAAACUGUCCCAGAGGGGGCAAAAGAAGUAAACUUGCUUUGAGUGAAAAUACCAUUAAAUCAUGCCUAAAUUGUGGCCCUGGACAAACUGGACAAUGUUUCGGUCCCAACAUUUGCUGUGGACCUUUUGGAUGUCUCUUGGGAACGCCAGAAACUCUUCGUUGUCAAAGAGAUGGAUUUUUCCAUGAGCGUGAACCGUGUAUAGCAGGCACUUCUCCGUGCAGAAAAAAUACAGGACGUUGUGCUUUUGACGGGAUUUGUUGCAGUCAAGAUUCCUGCCACAGUGAUAAAGCAUGUGCUAGCGAAGAAAAAUCAAGAUCUUUUUCCGAGGUUCCUCUAGACUUGUACAACCUAAUCAACUAUCAAGCUGAACUUGUUAAUGAUAAAUAA